UAAAAAGCUCAGUCUUAUUCAGAGUUGGUACAAGUGAAGAACUCAUCAGUCUUUCACCGGCUCCAACUCAGUCGACCAAAGUGUUUUAUCCAAAGCUCCACACUCGCUUAAUUUUUCGCUCAAUACAUACUUUAUUUUCGGCGUCUUGCGAAAAGAAAAUAUCUCGAAUUUCCACUUUUCCAGUUCCUAAUCGUACAAUGUCGAACGAAGAUAUCGAACGUUACUAUCAGCACGCCUACGACUUGGUGCUAAGUGCGGGCCAUAUUUUUCGUGAGGGGUCCAUCGGCAAGAAGAAUGUCGUGACCAAAACAGCAUUCUAUGACCAAGUCACAGAAUAUGACAGCCGAAUCGAGGAUAUGCUCUUCAAAGGAUUAGCAGCCAAAUUCCCUGAUCACAAGUUUAUUGGCGAGGAAACCGCAGCGGCUGAGGACAAAAUUCCUGAGCUAACAGAUGCCCCCACUUGGAUAAUUGAUCCCAUCGAUGGAACUACUAAUUUUAUAAAGAAAAUCCCGCAUUGUUGCAUCUCUGUUGGAUUGGCUGUGAAUAAGGAGCUGGUCGUUGGCAUUAUAUACAACCCGAUUGCGAAUGAACUGUUCACAGCAAGGAAGGGACACGGGGCUUACUUGAAUGGAGAAAGGAUUCAUGUGUCCGGGGUUGACCAGAUAAAACGAGCGAUCAUUGCAUAUGAAAUAUCUCUAAUCCACGCAGCCACUUGCCGAGAUAAGAAUGUGAAACGUAUCUACAAGCUGGGAUCAAAUGCCACUGGAACUCGAUCAUUUGGAACUGCAGCUUUGAGCUUGUGCUAUGUGGCCAUGGGGAGAGUGGAUUGCUAUCACGUUGAAGACCUGAAACCGUGGGAUAUGGCUGCUGGGGUGGUUAUUGUACGUGAGGCUGGAGGUGUGGCUUAUCACACAUAUGGUGGUGAAUUCAAUGUCAUGAAACCAGACAUAAUAGCUGGAUCGACUGAUAGUUUGUGUCAGGAUAUGGUAAGACUGAUUCGCGAGGCAGAUGAGAUCAAAUACCAAUUCGUUUGAAGUGUUCAAUUGCAUGAUGCAAUGUAAAAAUGUAUUUUAUUAAAAGUUUUAAAUGCUCAAAUAAACGAUGAAAUUAUUAGAAAAAAA
Messenger RNA from Hermetia illucens (black soldier fly), 1121 nucleotides. Its product is annotated as inositol monophosphatase 2-like. The transcript is spliced from 3 exons. Gene Ontology annotation, biological process: phosphatidylinositol phosphate biosynthetic process; signal transduction; inositol metabolic process. The coding region runs from base 198 to 1034 and encodes 278 amino acids. The record is from RefSeq and is a predicted model, not a curated record. NCBI's taxonomy places the organism in Eukaryota, Metazoa, Arthropoda, Insecta, Diptera, Stratiomyidae. Gene Ontology annotation, molecular function: inositol monophosphate 1-phosphatase activity.